Poeciliopsis prolifica (blackstripe livebearer) is the source of this 4184-nucleotide messenger RNA. It is a transcript of the gene mtmr11, whose product is annotated as myotubularin related protein 11. NCBI's taxonomy places the organism in Eukaryota, Metazoa, Chordata, Actinopteri, Cyprinodontiformes, Poeciliidae. The record is from RefSeq and is a predicted model, not a curated record. The coding region runs from base 381 to 2891 and encodes 836 amino acids. The transcript is spliced from 17 exons.
CCGGCCGGAACCGUGAACACGUCUCUCGGCUGGAGUGACGACGCUCAGUGAGUUGUGGCCGCUCUCAGGCAGGGUGUGCUCUUGUUUUCUUUAUUUCCUCUCUGUGCGGUGGAAGAGGCAGAUGCUGUCCGCGCAGAAAGCGAUGAAAAGAGCUGGAACAGUUGGCUUGUUCACACCGAAGACCUCAGCCGGAGGAGGAGGAGAAGGCGGGCUGCUGCUGCUGCUGGUGGUGGCCGCUAUUCAGCGCCGUUUCUCCGGGUUUCCUCCGCUGCAAACAGAUGGACGGAGCAGGACGCUAACCCCUAACCAUUAGCUCCACACAGCACACACUUUCCCCCCUGGAUUCUUCCUGGUUGUCGGUUCUGAAACGGUCCAGAAAGAUGUUGACGGGAUCCAGAACGACGUUCAAAGUGAGGCAGAUGCUCCCAGACAUUAAGGAGAGGAUGCUGAGCCAGAGCAGCAUCGGCGCCAGGAGUCGAGACGUGUUUGGACUCCGGUGUUUACCAGGUGAAUGUGUCCUCCAGAGGACGGUGAUGGUGAGGAAGAAGCUGACGGCCAGGGAGGGCAGAGGAUGGCUCUCUGGUACCCUUUUCUGCACCCACUUCAGAGUGGCGUUUGUUCCCCAGGACAGUCCCAAAGCUGAUGACAACUCGGAUCCAAUCCUCCUGGGCGAUCAUGACAUAGCUCUGGCAUCUAUAGAGAAAGUGGUGGCUGUUGGACCCAACAGAACCAAGCUGGUGACUCCGAACUCGUCCCUGAAGUUUACUCCGGAGGAGCUGGUGCUCUACUGUCGGGACAUGAGAGUCAUGUGCUUCCUGUUUGACCGUCUGACCCCCGAUGCGCAGGUCAUAGAGAUAACCUACAUCAUCGCCAAGACCUACCAGCCUCUCAAACCCGGCUCCGUUUUGGCCUUCCAGAACGGAGCCCUGGGGAGUGUAGAAAUGAAGCAGUUCCUAAGCAACCGCCGCCGAGACUCCCACAUGAACUGGUUUGAAUCCGCCUCAGACUGGGAGCAGGAGCUGGAGCGCUGCGGCGCCACGAGCUGGAGGGUCAGCUCCGUCAACGACCGCUUCGAAAUGUCCAACAGCCUGUCGAGGUUCAUCGUCGUUCCGCAGAAGGUUUUGGACACGGAGCUGAAGAAGAGUUUUGCCCACUUUAAUGAAGGACGGAUACCUCGCUGGUGCUGGAGGCAUCCCAGAGGCAGUGACCUGCUGCGCAUGUCCAGCUUCCAGAACAACAUCUACCACGAGAAAGACGACAUCAGGAACCUGGAGAUGGUUCUGUUCGGCUGUCAGUCGUCUCUGUGCGUGGUGGUGGAGCUGGGCGAUGAUCUGCCGUCGCCCGCCGACAUCCAGCUGGCUCACAGCCGCCUGCGGGCCCUUUGUCUGGGAGAUAUCUCCUCGUCUGUGUCAGUGCCUGAUGAUAAGUGGUUAUCCACGCUGGAGGGAACGCACUGGCUGGACUACAUCAGGUCGUGUCUGAGGAAAGCGUCAGAGGUUUCCUGUUUGCUGCGCAGCGGUCACCUGACUGUGGCCCUGCAGGAGGUAGAGGACCGUGACAUGAGCUGCCUGGUGUCCAGCCUGGUCCAGGUGAUGUGCGACCCCCACUAUCGGACCCAGCACGGCUUCCAGGGCCUGGUGCAGAAGGAGUGGGUGAUGGCCGGCCACCGCUUCUACAGCCGCAUCAACUACCACCGGGACAGCGACAAGGAGGAGUCUCCGGUCUUCCUGCUCUUUCUGGACUGCGUCUGGCACUUGUGGUUCCAGUUCCCGUCCCGUUUCCAGCUGACAGACGACUUCCUGUUGGCCCUGCACGACAGCGUCCACCUGCCGCUCUUCUCCACCUUCCUGUCAAACUGCCAGCGGGAGAGAUGCAAACGCUCCCAGAACGUGGGCCAGUUGUACACGCCUAUUAACGGCUGGAGGGACAUGCUGGGUCCGGACUCUUCCUCUGACACGUCGGACCCUCCGCUGCCUCCGGUUUGGGACUGGGCCCUGCAGUACAGUCGGGAGAGGCGGGACGGCUUUGCCCAACCCGUCACCCCGACGCCGCCGCUCCAGCCGCUGCUGAACGGAAACCUCAACACCAACCUGGACACACACAGGCUGCCCGACGCCGGCCCCGGCUCCGUGUUCCUGCUCUCCCGCGGCGCCUUCACCUGCCCCGCCAACCUGCCGCCCUGGCGCAGCGGCGGCUCGGGCGCGUACAGAAAGAGCCACCGGAGGGCGCCGUCCUGCGAGAACGUACCCGGCCUGGAGCGGCUGCUGAAGGCGUGGGCCCUGACUGAGCUGCCCCAGAACACGGCCGCCGCCUCCGGCCCCAGGGGGCCCCUGGAUCCGUACGAGCCGCUGCUGCCCCUCCUGAUGGGUCCCUGCAUGAGCCUGUGGAGGGAGUGCUACCUGCGGGGGGCGCUGCACGCUCAGGCCUUCUCCCACCCGGUGUCGGCCAACCGGCCCCACCCAGUGGACCGUCUGGCCCAGGAGGUGCAGCAGCUCCGGGACCAGCUGGCCCAGCUCUCCCCCUGCGCUGCUCCUGACUCGCUCACCGUGACCUCUGACCCCCGGCGACCCGACACCAAUAUGAACCAGAGCACCAACAACAGCACCUUCCUUUACUCGCCGCUCCGGCCCAAAACCACCCCCCCGUCUACCUCCACCAACCAGCACACCUCCAGGGGCCCCACCUGCAGGGGCCCCACCUCCAGGGGCCCCACCUGCAGGGCCCCCACCUCCGCCUCGGCGCCGCCUCCCAGGCCCACCAGGGACGGCCCUAAACACUCCUUCCUGUUCGGACACUCGGCGGUAGCAGAAACACGGUCAAACCCUCGCUACCAUCCGCCGCCCGGCGCCGCCAAGCUGCCUAAAAGCAACGGCUCGUCGCUCACUUCCUGAGAUCCAGGAGCCUGUGAAACCAGUAUGAGACCCUGUUGGUCCCGUCAUGUGUGACAACGGGCCUGGAAGAAGAACUCUGCUCUGUGCUGGACAGACAAACAACCAUUUCUACUUUUUCUUUCAAAUGAAAUCAGACUCAACAGAAAUGCAAAAAUUGAAGCCGUUGAACUUCACAGAGACUCGGUUCUGUUUCCACACUGCUCAGAUGAACUGGGAGGUUGCUGGACUGGACCGGACCGGACCUGUUCAGUGCUGUCCACCUCUACGCUGUGUGAUUACUCAAUAUGCAAACAGAUUUGUUCUUGUCGACGGUUUCUGAAAGCUGCCGGUGCUUCAACCUCCGGCUUCAAUGAGGAAUUUAGGACAUGAGAUCUAUUUUUGGUCUUGUAUCCCUCCGCCGCUGCAUCUCCAGAGCAGCGAGAGGGCCUACUUUCACUCCCCAGUAUUAAAUGUGUCUGCAGGCACAGCUCAGAUCGUCUCGCAGGCAGGAGAGUCAGAUUUUGUCACAUUGUUGUAGAAAUCUGCCUCCAGAACUUUUUCGUUUUUCUAAAACAUAAGUCUGAAUUUUUAUAUUUAAAUUGCAUCCUUUAUCUUUCAUUUGCCACAAUUCAUCUUGACCACUUUACUGCUAUUUUUGUAAGUAUUUUCUGGUUUUGAGUUCCAGCCUGAUCCAGUCUAAGUUUCAUACAUCUACAUUACAUCAUACAGCUAAAAAAAGCAGUGAAAUGUCCCUUUAAGACAUCUGAAUCAGCAGCCUGGCUCAUCCAGAUGAAACCAGAGGAUUGCUCAAGUAUUAAAUUCUGAAACUGAAAGAUGUCAGUGACGUAGUUCUGAGUGUUAUUUAGCAAUUCUCGAUGUUUGGAGUCAUUUCUGAUCAGGUUAGUGUUUUUUAAGAGGACACCAGUAUCGGCAGCAAAGGGAAGCUUUGCUUAGUUUAGUUUUUCUGCUUCCUUCAUUUGAAAGCGGGAUAACAGCCAUCAGUCCUGAUGUCCUGCCGGACAAUACCUCAGUCGAUUAUUGUAAAUAUUCAUCAACAUCAAAACACUCAGCUUGCCAACCUGUUCCUCUUCCCCAUGAACUCGUCACUCUUCUCAUGGAAAAUUUCACCUCUGCUGCUCUGGUUUCAUCUCUUAUUUAAAGUUUUUGGUACGGAUGUUGUUUAAAAUUAAAAGUUUGCCAGAUGUAAAUAUAUUUUUUUUGUACCAGCAUGUUUUGCUUGUGAUGAACAAAGUGUUUCUCAUUUCUGCUCAUGAAAACAUGAAUUUCCCCGAAUAAACACGUUGUCGUACACAG